Messenger RNA from Thunnus maccoyii (southern bluefin tuna), 1472 nucleotides. RefSeq names its product cyclin-dependent kinase inhibitor 2A/B (p15, inhibits CDK4) (gene cdkn2). The coding region runs from base 321 to 701 and encodes 126 amino acids. Gene Ontology annotation, molecular function: cyclin-dependent protein serine/threonine kinase inhibitor activity; protein kinase binding. The transcript is spliced from 2 exons. Gene Ontology annotation, biological process: negative regulation of cell population proliferation; regulation of cyclin-dependent protein serine/threonine kinase activity. The record is from RefSeq and is a predicted model, not a curated record. NCBI's taxonomy places the organism in Eukaryota, Metazoa, Chordata, Actinopteri, Scombriformes, Scombridae. Gene Ontology annotation, cellular component: nucleus.
UUCCGGCGCAUGCGCACAAUCGCGCCACUGCAGCAACAGAAAAUUACGUCACCCAUUCAAAACACAGGCAAGCCCAGACACACACCGACCGACAGCUGGACAGGCGAUGCAGGGCUUACUUACCCGAGCCAGACGACCGGUGACCCGGACAAACUGAGCAGGCUGGGACGGUCGAGCACGAACAACACAUCAGCAAAAAGCUGCAGUUAUUCUUUUUUGCCUGUUUGUGAGCUGUUCUUGUUCCUCAGAUACACGCAUCUUCAAGGCUACCUGUCAAAGCAAUCUGACACGGAGGUUAUAUCGCUGCAGAGUUUUUGGACAUGACAAUGACUCUCGAGGAUGGUCUGACGACAGCAGCAGCGCUGGGAAAAACGGCAGCUGUGGCGUGUCUUCUUCGGAAAGGAGCUAAAGUUAACGGUGUGAACAGCUUUGGACGAACUGCUCUCCAGGUGAUGAUGAUGGGCAGCACGCAGGUGGCUCAGCUGUUACUGGAGCACGGAGCGGAUCCCAACGUGACGGACAGACACACCGGCGCCACACCGCUGCAUGACGCGGCCAGGACGGGUUUUCUGGACACUGCGCGGCUUCUGGUGGACUUCCUGGCUAACCCGCAUGCCAGGGACAACACAAACUAUCAGCCUAUUGACCUGGCCAGACAGAACGGUCAUGCAGAUGUGGUGGCUUACCUGGAGUCUUUGUAAAAAAAAACACUCUGACGCUGUGAUAUAUAGCUUGUUUGUUUUUUUUCAUGCUGCUUGUUUUGACGGGGACUCCAGGCUGAGAGAAACGGGGCCCGAAAAGGCCUGCAGCCUAAAUUACGCAAAGACUGUUUGCUGUAAUUUACUUUUAUUUAUUGGUCUGCUUUUUUUCCUGAAUGGAAACUAUUAUUUUAUUUUUUAACGAAAUCGGGGUUAUCAAUCGGCAUAUGGUCGCUGAUAUGUGAAAUAACAAAAGACAAUAUUGUUUUAAAGCCCGGUUACUCAGGCUGCUCAGCCUUUUACAGCCACUUUAUCCUGUUUUAUAGCCGUUUUAGCUUCCGUUGAAUCAUAGGAAUAUUAUUAUGAGCCUUAAAUAAAUCCUGGCGAACAGUUUUACUGUGGUAGCUAUUAUAGACUAUUAUAGACUCUUUUUUAAAAUAGGAUCAUGGUUCGUUUUCCCGGUCAAUCUAACGAGAUUACCGUAUUUUGAAUAUAUUUCCAUGUCCAAUAUUUAAACAAAUAACACAAAAACCAAUGAGAAUAUUCGCACAUAUGAACAUGUGUGUGUAAGUCAUUAAAUAACCGGUCAGCAUUAUCUUUGUUCCGUAGACUCUUUGCUGCACAAUUAUAUUCAGAUUUCGGAUAUUAUGCACUUUAAUAAAAUGUCAUUUCUUUAAGUUAUAGAUGGCAAAGCCAAAAACAAAUAUUUCACAUAUUGUCUGAAGGAUGAAUUACUGUUAAGGAAAAGAGAAUAAAAAAAACAACAACAAAUGA